Girardinichthys multiradiatus is the source of this 3115-nucleotide messenger RNA. Its product is annotated as zona pellucida-like domain-containing protein 1. The transcript has 11 exons. Gene Ontology annotation, cellular component: cell surface. NCBI's taxonomy places the organism in Eukaryota, Metazoa, Chordata, Actinopteri, Cyprinodontiformes, Goodeidae. The coding region runs from base 455 to 1729 and encodes 424 amino acids. The record is from RefSeq and is a predicted model, not a curated record.
GAAAGCUGAAUUCUUGGGUGAGACCUGCCCCCUGCUGAGGCCCACCAUUUGUUUGACCUGACAAACGGAGAUCAGACUGAAGAGAGAUGAGUGGGAACCCACCAAGCACGCUCAGGUUUCUUGGUGCCGUGAAAAGAUUUGUCCCGUCCAUUCAGAUCUGAUGGAGUUUCCCAUGUUCUGCACUGCAGCAGCUUUUUGUUGGACUAUCUUUCUCAUCUGUGUGCACACAAGCGAUGCACGCAUCUCUCUCAUAAGGCUGACGUUGCGUUUAGUUUGGUUUCCUUGAUGCCACCACAAACUGUGUGCCACAGUUAGGAAGUUUUCUCUCGUCACAAAUCACAGGAAGAGGGGUUCCGGCCAAUUACCUUGGAAAAGACUGGAGACAGGUAAACAGGUGCUGUUUUUUGACAUGUAACUGAGGAAUGUGGUUGAUCCAGUGUUGACCCCCCUGAAGAUGACCCUGGGCAAACCUCUCUCAGGCACUGAAAUGGCACAAAUAUGCUUCAUCUUCCUGCUGAUUGGGAACACCAUCUCGGUUUCCACACAGUUUAAUGGAUACAACUGUGAUGCCAACUUCCACAGCAGGUUUCCUGCGGAGCGAGACAUUAGCAUUUACUGCGGGGUGCAAACCAUCACCCUGAAGAUCAAUUUCUGUCCUGUGCUCUACUCGGGCUACACAGCUGCAGACCUGGCCCUAAACGGCCAGCACAGCGAUGCUCAGUGUCGUGGCUUCAUCAACAACAACACGUUCCCCACCGCCGUCCUCUUUAGCAUCAGUCUCAGCGCUCUGGAGGCCUGUGGCAACAGCCUAGUUGUCAGCACAGCUUAUGGGGUCAACGCCUAUGGGAACAUGUCUCUGGUACAAAUUGGGAAUAUCUCAGGAUACAUCGACACUCCUGACCCUCCGACAAUAAUCAGCUACCUGCCUGGGUUGCUGUAUAAAUUCAGCUGCAGCUACCCGCUAGAAUACCUGGUCAAUAACUCGCAGCUGGCAUCCUCCUCUGCUGCUAUAUCAGUCAAGGACAGCAACGGCACAUUUGUUAGCACACUGAGUAUGAUCCUCUACAAUGACUCUACAUACAGCCAGCCUCUGUCAAUCCCAAUGACUGGUCUUGCUCUGAAAACCAGGGUAUUUGCUGCUGUAAAGGCCACAAACUUAGACAAACGAUGGAAUAUCUUGAUGGACUACUGUUACACCACCCCCUCAGGGAAUCCUAAUGAUGAACUCCGCUAUGACCUUUUCUUUGGAUGCUAUAAAGAUCCUCAGACGACCGUUUUUGAGAACGGGAAGAGUCAGAUGGGGCGUUUCUCCUUCGAGGUCUUCCGAUUUGUAAAACACAGACACCAGAAGAUGUCCACCGUGUUCUUGCACUGUGUCACCAAGCUUUGCAGGGCAGACGACUGCAUCAUGCUCAUUCCGAUUUGUGGGCGAAGGCGCAGGAGGGAUGGAGAGCAGAGCCUUGAUUCCCAGCCAGGGGUGUCUGGGAACGCCGUUAUCACUGCUGGUCCAAUCAUCACAAGGAGUGAUGAAACACCUGUCAACAAUUUUCAGCUAGCACCUGGUAAUUCUUCCCAGCCUUUAAAUGCUUUGAACAUUGCUCUGAUCUCGGGUGUGGCCAUACUGGGUGGGGUCAGUGUUGGCUUCUUUGUGCUGUCGCUCCGCCUCCUGCAAAAGUCCCGCCUCCCGACAGCUGGAACCUCAGGUGUUUGGAAUCCCAGCUUUAAUUGAUUUUGUUUGCUUUUCCUAGUUUUUCUAGCCUCUUCAGAACAUCUGAUUGCUCAUUUUGAUACACUCAUAACUAUGUUUUAUAUACACAUAACAUGUUUUAGGUAUUUAUUGACUUCAAUACCUCAUUUUGUGGAUUGGCGGUAGUUGACAACAACAGUUAGGAAAGUAGAAAGGCAUAAUUGAACCAACUUAGAUAUUUCUCACAACCAUAUUUUAUUAAUAUUUUAACCUUUUGGUCAUUCAGUGGACAAGUUGUUGCAAUUUAAAGAUAGUAAUUGCUGAAAGUUUCAAUAAAUAUGAUGCAUUAUAUUGUUUAAGCCAACAAGUGACUAUGAAAAGGAUUCAUACUUGAUCCUUUUCACAUUUUAUCAUGUAACGACAGACAUCUAUGUAUUUUGUGGGGAUUUAAUAUGAAAGACCAGCAAAAUGUUGCACACCAUUACUGAUGGAAAAUUCUACAUAAAAAAAAAAAAAAAAGAAAUAUCUGAGAAGUGUACAGUGCAUUUGUACUCAGCACCCCUGAGUCCAUAUUUUGUAGAACCAUCUUUUGCUGCAAUCACAGCUCCAAGUCUGUAGGGGAGUGCCUUUUGAAUAUUUUAUUUUACAUUAUUCUUUGCAAAAUAGCCAAAGCUUAAUCAGAUUGGAUGGAGAGAGUUUGUCAACAAAGAUUUUUUUGGCCACAAAUGCUAUAUUUAAUUUAGGUCUAGACUAAACCAUUCCAUUGCAGUUCUGACUGCAUGUUUACAGUCAAUGUCCUGCUAAAAGCAAAAUUUCCUCCUCUUAGAGUUUUGGAUGCUAGCCAAAUUGUUCAAUUUUGGUCUGCAGUUACACAAUACUGUUUUGUGCAUUAUCAGAUGAUGAUAUGAUCACUGCUUGGUGAGAUGUCUGGUAUGGUCCUUCGUCUUCAUGAUGUUGUUUCUUCUUUAAUGUUCUCUACCAAACCUAUGAGGGCUUCAGAGGACAGCUGUUAGUACAUUGAGAUUGAAUUACACACUGAUUAACUGUAUUUACUAAAUGGGAGACUGGCACUGGAUAUUAUGUAGGGGUUUUAGAGUAAAGGUGACUAGUUAUAUACACAUUCAGAGAUGUAUUUGUAAAAUAAAUAUGUAAAAACACCAUGUAUUAUUUUCCUUCAGUUUGACAAGUAUACAAUGAAUUUAGUUGGUCUAUCACAUACAAUUUUAUUAAAAUAUGUUCAAGUUUAUGGUUGUGACAUAACAAAAUGUGAAAUGUUUGAGGGGUAUGAACACUUUUGCAAAACACGAUAAUCCAGUCAGUUUAUAGCUUUGUUUUGUUAAUCAAGGUUAAAUGUAUGUGUGUAAGACAAAGAAUAUGUACAUUUAGUUGUCUGGUUUCAAAAAUUAAAGUUUUAUUCAACCUUUUCUA